Messenger RNA from Cricetulus griseus (Chinese hamster), 1875 nucleotides. The record is from RefSeq and is a predicted model, not a curated record. Lineage: Eukaryota; Metazoa; Chordata; Mammalia; Rodentia; Cricetidae.
AUGGCGGAGGCUGAGAAUGAUAAUUGGGAGGAGAGGGCGAAGUUGAAGACCCAAGGAUGCCGGAAGAUUCUCAAUAACCUCGAGGGGGUUAUUGAACAAUUCCGAUUCAACCCCAGAUUAACUAUUUCAGAUAAUUUAAAAGUUGGCUUUUUCACUUCAGACCACGCUACUCAGACGGAUUGCAGUGAAAUUUUGCCAUUGAAAGAUUUGACUCAAUCAACAGAAAAAUUAAUGAAGAAGAUUACAUCACUUCAGGUGGAUUUUGGCUUCCUCAAAGAUUUGGUUCAACUGAAGUUUGAGGACCGACUUAAAGAGGAGUCUUGGAAAAUCCUUGGUGUGCUUCAGGACAGGAUUUCAGAAAUGAAAAAAUAUCAACGACAGGCUGAAGAGACAAUGAGAAAAAGCUUUCAACAGCAGUUAAGUGAUGCCAUAGCUGUUAUCAGAGGAACGUACAAGAAAUUCUUCGAAAUGGAAGAAGAGAGAGCUGCCCUGCAGGAUGCUGCCAAUAUGAAAAUGGAUGCUUUAGUCAGAAAACUGAAAGAGAAAGAAGAAUUGCUUAAGGAUUUAAAGUAUGAACUACAACAAUAUGAAGAGAUUGGAUUUGGCAGGAUUGACUCUUCUUCCAAGGAGCUUAGCUCUCCAAGGACAGUCUCAGAAAAGGAUAUUACGGAAUACAAGAUGGAGAAUGAGAGGCUGCUGCAAAUGAUCUCAACACUAGAAGAAGAAGCACAAGCACACCAGAAAGAAAAUGCACUAUUAGAGGAUGAAAUUAUGUGUCUGAAAGAGAUGUCAGACCAGGAUCAGAGAACUAUUCAAAAGUUAACGGAUAGUAGAGAGAGAUUGAGAUAUGAGCUGGAUUGCGAAAAAAUAGCCAUUCAAGAUAUGGUCAAUAAACAGAAAGAAGACAUAGAAGUAAGAAGAAAGUAUGCCAGUAUAACUGCCAAGAGAACAGCCAAGGGAAGAGAGUCAACUUUCUACCCACGGCCUUCAAGUCAUCCGCCCAAGAGUUCGACACCAGGAACUGAUAUUCCACGUUUUCUAAGGCUACCUUCUGCUUCUCUCAGUGUGUCACCUAGGCUAAAAAGGAAGAUAAACAAGAAAUACUUUGGUGCUGCUAUUAUUUCCACUCCUUCUCCAAGUGACACUACUGCUACUCCUGAACCAGUGACUCCUCCUGCUGCAGUUACUGCUGAUGUCUCUUUCCGUCUUCGUACCAGUGUCACUGAGAGGCCUGACAAGGGAAAGCGCGUUAAAUUUCAACUACCUCAUAUGGUGUCUGAAGAAGUAAUACUAAACUUACAGGCGAAGAAGGAUGAAGAAAAAAGAGCUUUAGAGGAUCAAAUAAGUAUAUUAAAAUUUGAAUUGGAGAAUGAAAGGAGGAAGACGGACAGGCAUAGAAAGGAAAUUGAUCAUAUCAACAAAAACUGGGAGAGGAAAUUCAUCAUCCUCAGGAAAAGCUUUCAUGUCCUAAAGAAUGAGAUGUUCAUUAGACACACAUUUUUCCGGCAGUUUGCAAUGAUUUCUGAAACCUCCUUCAAUUACAUUAAACUCAAGCCCGUGUAUGUGCACUCCACAAUGAAGGCGUUGGAGACAUCCUCUCCGACAAAUGUUUUUCACUCACCCGUGGCGCAGCACAAGUAUGUGGAUAUACCCAGUGACCAGGAGCCCGUUACACGCGUGCCAAAAGGGCUACGAGCAAGCGUCCUUCAUUUGGAAGUGGCUCGUUUUAAAUCAUCCAGAUAUAAAGAGUUACAUGAGGAGGCCCUAGAAGAGGCAAGGUACAACGAUGCCCAGGACACCUUGGGUUGCUGGGACGCAGGCAGGGGUGAAGCAUUCCGGGUAUCACGGGAGGAGGAGAAGGGUGCCUCUCAUUAG